Nicotiana attenuata is the source of this 1198-nucleotide messenger RNA. RefSeq names its product serine/threonine-protein kinase SRK2H. Lineage: Eukaryota; Viridiplantae; Streptophyta; Magnoliopsida; Solanales; Solanaceae. The record is from RefSeq and is a predicted model, not a curated record. Gene Ontology annotation, biological process: intracellular signal transduction; protein phosphorylation. Gene Ontology annotation, molecular function: protein serine/threonine kinase activity; ATP binding. Bases 319 to 1089 code for a protein of 256 amino acids. The transcript is spliced from 8 exons.
GCUGUUACCUUUCAUUUGCCAGUUGGGAAGUUAUGUUUGCCAGUUUAUCACUUCUGUCCUCCAUUACAUUUCUAUUUCCACACUCUAACUCUAUAUAUAAUAUAUCCAUCUAAGUAAUAUAUAUAAUUCAUCUGAAAUCCCACUGGACGAGUCUUUAACUAUAAAUACACCGAGAGUGAUCACUUAGCUUCCCUAUUCAUUUUUCUGCAUCUUGUGCAGUCUGAAUAUAUCAUAAUUGUACGUAUACAAAAAUACGUAUACAGAUCGAUCAUAGUACGUAUUAAGCAAGUAUUGUACAAGAAUUAGCAAAGUUGAAAGAUGCAGAAUUACGAGGUAGUAAAGGAGUUGGGAUCUGGGAAUUUUGGGGUGGCUAGGCUCAUGCGCCACAAAGAAACCAAACAGCUUGUUGCCAUGAAAUACAUUGAGCGUGGUCGUAAGAUUGAUGAGAAUGUGGCAAGAGAAAUCAUAAAUCAUAGAUCACUCCGCCAUCCAAAUAUAAUUCGUUUUAAAGAGGUGGUUUUAACGCCAACCCACUUGGCCAUAGUAAUGGAGUAUGCAGCUGGUGGAGAGCUCUUUGAACGGAUCUGCCAAGCUGGUCGAUUUAGUGAAGCUGAGGCUCGGUACUUUUUUCAACAGUUGAUCUGUGGAGUCCACUACUGCCACAGCAUGCAAAUAUGCCACAGAGAUUUGAAGUUGGAAAAUACACUGUUAGAUGGAAACCCAGCACCUCGCCUUAAAAUUUGUGACUUUGGUUACUCCAAGUCAUCUGUGCUGCAUUCACGACCCAAAUCGACUGUUGGAACUCCAGCUUAUAUUGCACCAGAGGUUCUCUCUCGUCGAGAAUAUGAUGGCAAGUCGGCAGAUGUAUGGUCAUGUGGAGUGACUCUAUAUGUCAUGUUGGUGGGAGCAUAUCCUUUUGAAGAUCCAGAUGAUCCUAAGAAUUUCAGAAAAACUAUUUCAAAAAUCAUGGCUGGUCAAUACAAAAUCCCAGACUACGUGCACAUAUCUCAGGAUUGCAAGCACCUUCUUUCUCGAAUAUUUGUUGCCAGUCCUAUCAGGGUAAUGAUUCAUCUAAAUUAUGCAAAAUAAUCACUACAAUAUCCAUCAUGAAAUUUCAGACAUGAAAAGGCAAUUAACGAAAUCCUUUUCAUUAGAACAUAUAAACUAUAAUUUAAAAUAUAAAAAAAAUCUCGGGAAA